Fusarium vanettenii 77-13-4 is the source of this 2343-nucleotide messenger RNA. RefSeq lists its product as uncharacterized. The coding region runs from base 1 to 2343 and encodes 780 amino acids. The transcript is spliced from 3 exons. Gene Ontology annotation, biological process: guanosine tetraphosphate metabolic process. The record is from RefSeq and is a predicted model, not a curated record. NCBI's taxonomy places the organism in Eukaryota, Fungi, Ascomycota, Sordariomycetes, Hypocreales, Nectriaceae.
AUGAGUGGUACAAUAUCCGCCUUGGACAACGACGGCCGGUCCAGGGAGGGGUUCAUCACCGUAACGGCACGAGAUGGCAUGCCCCUCAGAUUUUACCGAACUCAAGAGCACGACAAGGGUAAUGCCGCAAUAAAAUCCUUCAUCCGGGACGAAUUCGCCGGGGAUCAGGAUGAAUGGGAUGCACUGAGAAGAUAUGCAGUCGAAGUCAUUGAGGAUGGCUUACGUGAUCUGGGCAUCCGAGCACGAGUGACAAGCAGAGUCAAGUCUCUCCAAUCUUUAGAGAAGAAGCUGCACGAGAGGAACCUCCAGAAGCCAUACUCUGACAGGGACAGCAUCUUGGCCGACCAAAUCGACUUCGUCGGCAUUCGUAUCAUCUUGUUCUACCCCAAUCAGAAGUCUGAGGUCAUUCAGAUGCUUGGGAGACUCUUCGAGUAUCGUUCUACGCGCUCGUUUCGUCGAGACUGGAAGCCUAAAAAGUGGCAAGUCAACGACAAAGUGCAUGGGGAAUAUUCAGCAGAUCACAUCUGGUUGCGCAUCCAAGAUACCGAACCUCCUACGGAGGCACCAAUGCCCGGGAAAUACAUCAACCAACCUUUCGAAGUUCAGCUCCGCUCACUACUGAUGGAUGUCUGGUCAUCGAUGAGCCAUGAUCUACAGUACAAAUCAUACCAAGGGACUCUCUCCGCCACGGAGCACAGUCUACUCGAUAUGCUGAAAGGUUCUACGGAAAAGGGCGAUGCUGAGAUCGGCUUACUUGGGCAACCUGAGAAACCGAAGCUCCAUGGGGCUGGCGACAAAACACUGCCCGUGCCAAGAGCAUUUGACGAAAUCCUCGAACAACACCUGCUGCGAGACAAGUCUCGUGAAGAGCACCAUGAUGAAGUCGAGUUGCUCAUCACAGCGCUCAAAGAGGCUGCUGUAACCGCUCCCCCAAAGGUCGGAGAAUGCCUUGUCGAGUGUGCGGAGCAGCUUACGGCACUCCGUUCCCAACAUCUUGACCGCCUCGAGUUGGACAAAAAGCCCCUCAGUCUCAAUGAAGUACACAAGAUACUCACAGACCACAUACCGCAACACGUCAUUUCCGAAGUGCCCAUGGGGAACAUGGAGCUCUUGCUAUUGAUGCUACAGCGCAUGAACGCCAGCACUCCGGACAAACUAAGAGGCUUUCUGUUGAACCGGAAUGUCAGAGGUCGUAUUGACGAGGAUUUGAAGUCGUGGAGCCGACAUGACAAGCUGCUACCUCCAACAAUAUCCCUCUACAUAUUGAAGAGGAUUCUGGAAGAGUUGGUUCGUGAAGACAUGAUCACGAUAAAAGACGAGUCGCGACGUUUCUAUUAUGGGGACAACCUGAUUUCAGCGGCAGAAAACGCUUGGCUUCAUUCCAAUUCGUUCGAUCCUGCGGACAGUUUGCUCAGUCACUCCCUCUCACAAACCCUGAUAUGGGUCUACCACGCUGUUGACCGAGGUUCAAACUGUACGCUCCAGCCUUGGCAGAUUGAAAAGUGCGCAAGAGUCUGGGCCGCGUUUGUAAGUACUUCCCAUGGUUGUCACUGUCGAGGUGACCUUGUCGCAGAGCUGUCGUACCUGGGUUUAAUGCCAAGCCCACAAGAGCUUGCAGACAAGCAGGCUUGUUCUUCUUCUCUGCAUUCUCAAGUCCAGCGCCAUGAACACCUUUUGGAUGCACAAGUCAGCAGCAGUAGCCUGGUUAUUCCGCCUCGAAAUCAGUGCCUCUUCAAAUUCAUACGACAGCUGCAAUCGAUCGAUCCAGAGUCGUGGAAUAGAGGGAUUGGCAAGUUCUUUUCAAAGCAGGAGGGACGUCUAGCUGAGCUUUUAUGGGGCGAUGAGGUCGACGGCCAUGUCUCUUCUCCGGUGCGUAUUUCAGCCUGGCUUGCUGAAAUUGGUGAAGAUGGUCUUCUCCAGGAGUACCUUGACCCCGAGUGGGAUCCGACUGCCACAACAACAAGUGGACUAUCCAAGAUGGGGAAACUGGUGCAUUUGGCCAUAACCCUUGGCAAUGAGGAGAUGAAGAAGAUUACUUUAUCUAUCGUGUACACCGUCUCCAACGAGCCAGGAGGGAGUGAAUGUGAAAGUGGCAGCUCGAUUGUAGAGCGCAUCGCGUUCUGGCUUGCUGAUAUCGGGGAACAUGACCUUCUUCAGGAGUACCUCAACCCGGCAUGCGACUUGGCAAGAACGGCGCGUGGUUUUGUCAUGAUGCGGAAGCUAUCCGAGCUGGCUACCAAGUAUGGUAAUGAAGAUGUGAAGGAGUUUACCAGUUCGAUGAGAAUCCCCAGUUUGAAGCAGUCUAGGGCGGCUCCAAAAGACAAGAGCAUAGAUGGUCAAUAG